CCAUUAAUUCUCUUCCUCAUUUUGCUCCCUUCCCUUUGCAUUACAUCACAGAGGGAGAGAGAGAGAUCCAAUGGCGGAGGAGAAGCAGCCAGUGGCGGAGGAGAAACCGUCGUUAAUGGCGUCAUCGUUACCUUCGUUCAACAUAUGGCCGCCGAACCAGAAGACGAGGGACGCGGUGAUCCGGCGACUCGUCGAGACCCUCUCCUCCCCCUCCGUCCUCUCCAAGCGCUACGGCGUCAUGGACGCCGAGGAGGCCGCUUCCACCGCUAGGGUCAUCGAGGAGAAGGCCUUCCUCGCCGCUUCUGACAUGCCUCCGGCUGAGGCCUCCGACACUACCGCCGACGACCCCGUCGCCCGGGGAAUCGAAACUCUCCAAGUCUACUCUAAGGAGAUCAGCCGGCUCGUGCUCGACGCCGUCAAGUCCAGAGCCUCCUCCAGCGAAAAGCCGCAAUCUUCACCUCUGGCGGAUGACGUCGCCGCUCCUAGUGAGGAUCCUUCUCAACCUUCUCCGGUUUUAUCUGAAUCUUCUGAAAAUUGAGCGGCUCCCCUCGAUCUUUAGGGUUUCCUAAUUUUGAUGUUUAUGUAAAUCAGUGUUGUAAACGAGGUCGUCGUGGUUUCUUUCUUCUCCUUUUCAUGUGUGAGAAAAAGAAAAUAAGGAGGGCGAGAUCUCGUCUUCUGUUAAGAAGUAUUAGGUCCUGCCACUAUUGCAAACUAUUUUGAGGUUCUUUUUGCUAUAGAUCCAAUGGUUUCAAUA
Messenger RNA from Nymphaea colorata (pocket water lily), 754 nucleotides. Its product is annotated as MFP1 attachment factor 1-like. The transcript has a single exon. The record is from RefSeq and is a predicted model, not a curated record. Bases 71 to 538 code for a protein of 155 amino acids. Gene Ontology annotation, biological process: lateral root development; mitotic cell cycle. Lineage: Eukaryota; Viridiplantae; Streptophyta; Magnoliopsida; Nymphaeales; Nymphaeaceae.